Messenger RNA from Amoebophrya sp. A25, 163 nucleotides. The record is from the annotation of a GenBank genome assembly. Lineage: Eukaryota; Dinophyceae; Syndiniales; Amoebophryaceae.
GCCGCGCAUCUCUACGGAGGCAAGCAGAAUAUGGGACCAACCGCAACUAAUGCAGGCUUGCGUGGUUGCAGCGGCGAAAGCUGCGGAUCCUGAUGCUUACUGUCCCCCACUACGUCGCAUCAACAAGGCUGACGAAUCACCAGGCGACUCGUAUAGAGCACUA